CUGGAUCAACCGAAAUGGGGAGUUGGUUCUCGAUGGCCAUAUCUGAUGGGUCCGGACGAUCCGAUGUUGAAGAAUUACACCCACCUGAUGACGCUCACAGCUAUUGCUCUUGGAGCGGAUCCUAAACUGGCCGAAAAAGAGAUGUACGAAGCGAUGGAGCUCGAGCUGAAAUUGGUGAAUUUCUCGGCAGACGAUAUGGUACGGCGGGAUCCUGAUCGAGGCAACAAUCGAUUUCAACUUUGGCAAUUGAAAUCUCAUUUUCCACUGAUUGAUUUCGAGCAAUAUGUGAGAACCGUAUUCAAAGGGCUGGCAAACGUGUCACCAAAUCAUACAGUAAUCAUACGUGAAAUUGAGUAUUUCACAGGAAUCCAGCACAUUCUGACUUCUACUCCAAAACGUGUGAUUGCAAACUACGUGGCAUGGAGGCUUGUUCAAGGGUUCUCUCCUUUUCUGCCUCCUACUGCACGAGAGCCAUUCUACCAGUUCAAAGCGAAUCAGACCGGCAUGUUCAAUAGUCCGCCACCGGAUAGGUGGGAAGAUUGUGUAACGUUGUCGGUGAUCAUGAUGGAUAUGCCUGUUGGAAAGCUGUUUGUCGAACAUUUUUUCGAACGUGAACGAGCUAUGGAGAAGAUGCAAGAACUGACGACCUUUCUGAAAGGUGAAUUCAUCAAACAACUUCAUGUACUUGACUGGAUGGAUGAGUCAACACGAAGGCGAGCCGUCGAAAAGGCUGGAAUGAUCGAGUACAAGAACGGGUUCCCGGAAGUGUUGUUUAACGACACCUGGAUGGACGAACACUGGGGCAUUGUACGUUUCUGUAGCUCUAUUUUCCCCGCCGGUAUCAUGCAAUUCCCGUUUCUCACACUAGGCGUUCCCAAUUAUAUUACGUAUGGAAUGGUAGGAGCCGUGAUUGGACAUGAAGUAUCGCAUGCAUUUGAUGAUCAAGGAGGUCGAUAUGAUGAACUCGGUAAUCUUAAUGAUUGGUGGGAUACAGAAACGGCAGAGAAGUUCACAGAAAAGACCAGAUGUUUUGUGAGACAAUAUAGUUCGGUAAAAGUGGCCGAAGCCGGUAUUCACCUCAACGGACAACUCAGCUUGGGUGAGAACAUUGCCGAUAAUGGUGGAGUGAAGACAGCUUUCAACGCAUACAAAGCUUGGCGUUCAAACACUUCCAUGGAGGAACCAGCCCUACCUGGCUUUCAGAAUUUCACCAGUGAGCAGAUGUUCUUCCUCGCCUAUGCCAAUAAUUGGUGUUCGGUAGUACGACCGAAGCACUAUGUGCAGAUUAUCAUGACCGAUGUACAUGCUCCAAGUAAAUACCGAGCAACGAUUCCGCUUCAAAAUCGUAUCGAAUUUGCCCAAGCAUUUAAUUGUGCUCGUGGUACACCAAUGAAUCCCGAAAAGAAAUGUCAGGUUUGGUAG
Messenger RNA from Haemonchus placei, 1422 nucleotides. The record is from the annotation of a GenBank genome assembly. NCBI's taxonomy places the organism in Eukaryota, Metazoa, Nematoda, Chromadorea, Rhabditida, Trichostrongylidae.